UGAGGAUUCCCUAGACUGCUCUCAUUCAUAAAGGGAGACAAGGAGACAGCGGGCAACACCAGAGAAAGACUCCACACCAGCGCCUGGUCACUUUCUUCCCCUUUAACCCCCCCCACACACACACACCAGCCGACCUCAGCGCCCCACCACGGCAGUCCCCACCACUGGGAGAAGGACACACCCGGUCAGGGGUCCUCGGGUCGGAGGUCACAGGUCAGGGGCACCCAGCCCGGCUGGCUCCUAGCAAACAGCUCUAGGACGUCCCUCUCCCUCUGUUCUGUCUGCCUCAGCGGACAGCAGUAUUUCAGCAUGUCGUCCGUGGCGCCACACAGCAGUGCAUUAUAAUGCCCAGAUGGGUGACGGGGCCAUGCAACCUGCCUGACGUGCCGUCGGGGCUGUACCUUCACAUGGUCUUCCUGGUGGCCAGUGUGUGUUUGGCCUGCAGCGACCGCACGCCCGAACAGCUGGCCGCCAUCAUGAACUGUUCCAAGCACGAGCGUCAUACGCGCAACUACGACUACAUGGAGGGGGGAGACGUGCGCAUUCGACAGCUCUUCAGCCGGACGCAGUGGUUCCUCACCGUUGACGACGACGGCAACAUCAACGGGACACAAGACGCCACCAAUUGUUACAGUAUCCUAGAGAUCCGAACUGUGUCCGAGGGAGGAGUUUUAGCCAUCAAAGGAGUGAAGAGCCAGUACUAUAUCUCCAUGAACAAGACUGGGCUGCUGCAAGGCAAGAAAAACUACAACGAGAACUGCAACUUCAAGGAGAUUUUCCUAGAAAACUACUUCAAUGCAUACUCAUCUGCUAAGUGGACUAGAAAUGGCAAAGACAUGUUCAUCGCUCUGUCUCAAAAGGGUAGGCCUCUGAGAGGAAAGAAGACUAGGAGAGAACACAUUGCCUCCCAUUUCAUUCCCAUGAAAUGCAGAGAGGAGGAGAGGACUAGUGUCUGAGAGGAGAAGACUGAAAGAGGAGAGGAUUGAGAUUGAAGGCGAGAGCUGAAAGGGGAGAGGAAUGAGGGAAGAGAUGACUGGCAGAGGAGACGACAGAAAGAAUAAAGGAGAGGAAUGAGAGAAGAGAGAGGAUGAAGGCCGACAAAGAAGAGGAUGGAAAUAGGAGAUGACUGAGAGGAGAGGACAAUGAGGACAGGACUGACAGGAGAGGACAAAGAGGAGAAGACUGACAAAAGAGAGGACAGAGACAGGAGGACUGACAACAGAGAGGGUUGAGGGGAGGAGAGGAUGGAGAGGAGAAGAUGGAGAGGAGAGGACUGACAAAGCAGAUAAUUGAGAGAAAAGACACGGCUGAGAGGAGACAUGACUGAGAGAAAAGAGGAUUGAAGGAGGAAAGGACGGGGAGGAAAGAGAGGACAGACAAAGGAGAGGAUCGAGGGAGGAGAGGACUGAGAGGAGAGAUGACGUAGAAGAGAGAGCAGAGUACUGAAAUAUUGAAAUGGGCCCUUAGAAGAAUAACAAUAGGAAAGGAAAUAAUGUUUCUAAAAGCACAGAGGAAAGAAAGAAGACACAUGGAGAGGAACGAGAUAGCAGAAAAUAUAUAGUAGAAAGAACCAAUGCUGAGACAUCAGGAUGAAGAGACUCAAAAUAUGAUUCUAGCUCAUUAUAACGGUUGAACUGACGAUCUAUAUUGUAUGAUGUUUUAUAAUCUAGUUCCAGUCAGUAAAAGUAUAAAACACCAAUCAUAUGUUUUCAAACACAGGACAAAUACAGUAUCAAUGACACCUUGUGAUCAACAACAUGUCAAGUCGGUACAAUGUAAAUAUUAUUGACACGGUCCACCUUAAGCUUUUACAAAGUUUACAAUUACAUCUGUAACUUUUUAUUUCUACACUGUUAUGAUGACAAUGCAUCAACCUGUUUAUGUCAUAUGAUGAAUAAUAUUAAGAAUAACCUUGACGUGCACUCUGUUCAAGCAUACAUAAUAGGUGUUUUGGUAUAAACAAAAUACAGGAACAGGAAUUACAAAAGGUUUGUGUUUGACAGCAUUGACAAUAUAUUUUUUACAAUUUAACUAAUGCUCCAGGCAAUGUGUUAAUUCAAUGUUGA
Esox lucius (northern pike) is the source of this 2066-nucleotide messenger RNA. It is a transcript of the gene fgf7, whose product is annotated as fibroblast growth factor 7. The record is from RefSeq and is a predicted model, not a curated record. Bases 345 to 956 code for a protein of 203 amino acids. Gene Ontology annotation, molecular function: growth factor activity; type 2 fibroblast growth factor receptor binding. NCBI's taxonomy places the organism in Eukaryota, Metazoa, Chordata, Actinopteri, Esociformes, Esocidae. Gene Ontology annotation, biological process: animal organ morphogenesis; positive regulation of epithelial cell proliferation; positive regulation of gene expression. Gene Ontology annotation, cellular component: cytoplasm. The transcript has 3 exons.